Messenger RNA from Penicillium manginii, 1014 nucleotides. RefSeq names its product mismatch-specific DNA-glycosylase. The record is from RefSeq and is a predicted model, not a curated record. Lineage: Eukaryota; Fungi; Ascomycota; Eurotiomycetes; Eurotiales; Aspergillaceae. The coding region runs from base 1 to 1014 and encodes 337 amino acids. The transcript has a single exon. Gene Ontology annotation, biological process: base-excision repair, AP site formation. Gene Ontology annotation, molecular function: mismatch base pair DNA N-glycosylase activity.
AUGUCCCCACUCAGCCCCUCUCAAGAAGGCUGCUCGGAGUUGCAACAUGAUAUCGAUCUAGAGACGGAAGAUGUCCCAGUCAACAAAACCACCACCUUUAAUGGCAGACUGAAUCAAUUUAUGCACUCGGUCAAUAAGCCCACUGAAUCCUCCAUCAAACCAGCCAAUCUCAAGCGCCAGAGAACUGACACAAGCAUUUCCGAAUCCCUCUCAACGACCACCAACAUUACCCAUCCACCAUCAACAACUCGCACAACCCGCUCUCGUUCCUCCUCUACAACAUCUACAGUAAUAAACACAUCCCCAACGAAGAAAGCUCGCCGUCGCAAAUCUUCCCCACCAUCAACCCCCUCAACAGCCGCUGACUCCCUCCUCCGCGACACAAUCCCAGCAAACCUAACCCUCCUCCUCGUAGGCGUGAACCCAGGAACCUUGACCGGCACAACCGGCUACUCCUACGCCCACCCAUCCAAUCUAUUCUGGAAACUCCUCCACGCCUCAGGAAUAACGCCAAUCCGUCACCCACCCUCCGACACAUACAAACUUCCCACCCUCUACAACAUCGGCAACACGAAUAUCGUGGCAAGACCGACUCGCGAUGCGAGCAUGUUGACAAGAGCCGAAAUGGACGCCGGCGUGCCCAUUCUCGAAGCGAAGAUCGCAGCCCAGCGGCCCGAGGCCGUCUGUCUCGUUGGCAAGAGUAUAUGGGAAGCCAUCUGGCGCGUCAGGCAUGGGCGCGCGAUUCGGAAAGAGCAGUUCCGGUAUGGAUGGCAAGAUGAUGCGGAGAAUAUGGGGCGGGUUACUGGGAGUUCUGAAUGGGGUGGGGCGCCUGUCUUUGUCGCGACGACUACCAGUGCCUUGGCUGCUGGUAUGAGUUUUGCGCAGAAGGAGGCUGUUUGGGCUGAGUUGGGGAGUUGGGUGGUUAAAAGGAGGGUUCAAAGGAGCUCGGUUGCCGGUGGGCUUGGUACGCGACUUGAUGAGCAUUUACAUGCUGGUGUAGAGGAUGGUAUUUAG